Molecule: messenger RNA, 5939 nt
Organism: Dicentrarchus labrax (European seabass)
Lineage: Eukaryota; Metazoa; Chordata; Actinopteri; Moronidae
Product: dual specificity protein phosphatase 26
Exons: 4
Coding region: 374-976 (200 amino acids)
Biological process (GO): protein dephosphorylation; negative regulation of MAPK cascade
Cellular component (GO): cytoplasm
Molecular function (GO): protein tyrosine/serine/threonine phosphatase activity; MAP kinase phosphatase activity
Source: RefSeq, a predicted model, not a curated record
GUCACCACCCACUGAAUCCCAGACGUCUUACGGAUCAUAAUUAACAAUUAAAUGUAAAAAAUAAGCACCGAUAACAGAACCAUUCCCCCGCAGGAGCCAGCGGGGAAGCCUCCUGAGGGAAGCCCGCCUGUGCGUCGCUCUAACCCGGCUGCGGUGUCCGAGGCGCCCUGAACGAGGACUUGUUGAGAAGAUGGUGAAGCGGGUGGAGGUGAAGAUGUCUGGUGGAUGCUGAGGAGCAGCAGCAGCAGCAUCAUCAUCAUCAUCCUCAUCCCAUCCAUCCCUCCUCCCACAGCAAACAAACGAGUCAACAUGGCGGCGGUGCAGCUCGCCCUGUAGCGCCUCGGAGACUCCGGAUCAAACCCGCACAGAUUAAAUGGCGUUCAUGUCCCGGUUCUCCCGGUCCCGGAGCAGCUCCAGGUCUCCGAACCGAAAGGACUCCGAGCGCGCCUCCCCGAACCUGAGCGUGUCGGAGCUGGAGCGGCUCCUGUGCACCGGGAAGACCGCCUGCAACCACGCAGACGAAGUGUGGCCGAGACUCUACAUCGGAGACCAAGAUAUUGCGUCAGACCGCCGCGAGCUGGCCAAACUCGGCAUUACACACAUCCUGAACUGCGCCCAGAGCAAGUGGCGCGGUGGAGCCGAGCAUUACGCCGGGAUGAACAUCACCUAUCACGGCAUCGAGGCUCACGACUCGCCCACCUUCGACAUGAGCGUCAACUUCUACCCUGCAGCCGAGUUCAUCCACAAAGCGCUCACAGGUGGAGGUAAGGUGCUGGUCCACUGCACUGUGGGGGUGAGCCGCUCUGCCACCCUGGUCCUGGCCUACCUGAUGAUCAGACAGAACCUGACGCUGGUGGAGGCCAUCAAAACGGUGAAGGACCACCGAGGCGUCAUCCCCAACCGAGGUUUCCUCCGCCAGCUCAACGGCCUGGACGGCAUCCUGAGAGAAAGCCGCAAGACGUCACCGCAGAGCUGAAAACGCCCCCCCCGCCCUCAACAAACACCCAACCACAGGUAGCAGCUACACCGAGGGAGGUAAUGGGACCAAGUUAGGAGCAACCUGUGGGUGUCUGACACUGUGGCGUUGUAGCAGCAGGUGAUACACACAGUCGGAUAUCUUCACACUCACUUGUUUGCUGUUUAUUUGUUAUUUAUUUAUUUCAUAUUGUUGUUUAUUUGUGUUUGAGGAGAGCACUGGACUGUAAGACUCUCCAGUGAAGCUCAUAUCCUUCUAUAAGGAUGAGGACCUGCUCAUAUAUUUAACGUCAGAUGAAACUUUCAGUGUAGUCUCGAAGGGAUUUACAAUCAAUUACCCCUUUUAUCCUUAAAGCACGGUCACACCACAAUUUAAAACAACUGAAGUUUGUGGCAAAACAAAUACUUUUACUUCGAACUAAACCCUAAAACUCUAAAAACUUUUGACCAACUCCAAAGGAAGCUAUCGGAGCUUUAACUGCAGCAUUUUAUUGAACCUCCCGUAUCUAAAGUGUAAACUGCUGCACAGAAGAGAGGGUGUGACCGGCCAGAGACCCUCAACACGGAUAAGGAAAAACUAAUAACAACAAUAUAUAACAAUAACACAAGAAUAUAAACUUAUAGCUUUGUUGAAAAUGGUUCCUCAUCCGAAUGAUCACAAGAUGAUGGAAGAAACUAAUUAUGUGAAUUAUUAUUAUGACAAUUUUAAAUCUUUGCUUUUUUUCUACUGAAUACUGAAGAGUUUUACUUCUUCAGACCUCUUAAUGUGGACAUCACAGCGGUCUAAUCACGUCUGCCUCUCUACUGUCAAAAUAAGGUCAGACGGACUGAAAUAUAAUUAAAAUCAGAACAAUCACAGACGUUUUCUGGUCAAAGGUGACUAUGAGCAGUCAAUACAUUGCUUAUAAAGGUUCAACAAACAGGUUGGGAACCACUGGUUUAGAAGGUCUUUGCUUAUUGAAAACCAUGUAAGAGUAAAGUACACUCUUUCCACUUUUUAAUCAAACUUCAGAGCAUUCCAGAAGACUUGAACCAGAUGUUUUAUUGCCACAGCACCUACAGAAAAGCUUUCUGGACAGAAUCAGUGGUCGGUAACACGCCGCAGGAAUAUCUAAUCUCUGCUGCACUUCCUCCUGUUUUAGUGUUAAUAACAUAUAUAAUGUGUGAUUACUGUACACAGAGGAAGACGAGUCAACAGACGAAUUAAAAUGAGCUGAAUUAUACCUGAAGUACAGGAAAUAAAGUCUCACUGGUCGAUUUCAGAACCAGAAAAUCCUGCAAAACAUCUCAUUAACGAUGUUUCAGUCCUCAGACCUUCAGCAGCUUUUUAUCUUUUAUUUUUGCUCCUAAAAAAUGCUCAAACUUAUCAUCAAUGAAAGACAGAAUUUAGUUUCAGUAAAGAUUGAAAUAAGAAAAGUAUUUAGAGUUUUAAGGCUUAUUGUUUACAUUAAUAUUAGUUUGAAUUUGUUUUAUUUAGUAUUAUAUCAAAAGGUAUCAGGUGAUUAAAGGGUUAAAGCAUUAUAAUGGAACAUUAACAUUAUUAUUAAAAGCACGAUGAAGAAUUUAAUCAUGGUUUGUGAUUGAUCGACUACAUUCAUUUAUAUAAAUUAAGAAAAUAACAUUUAAAUCAGACUUUUUUUAGCUCCAGAGGGACUUUGACUGUACGGUUAAUGAUCCAGAUGAACACUUUUGUAUUCCACUUUAGACAUUUUGCUUAACACCGGCGCAAUUUCCCCUGAAAUAUCUGAUUUACACGCCAUAAAACAACAAUAAGAUGACGUUAAAGUCCCUUCUUCUUGCUCUUUUAACCACACAGUCCAAACCCACAACACUCAACAAACACACACCUCCAAACAUCCUCCAUCGUGUUCCGAAAACACCCGUUGUGCCCCGUUUCUGCCACACAGGUAACAUAUAUUUUAUCUGAUGAAGGUCUGAGGAUUAAAAUAAAGUGUGUGGGAUUUUUUGGUUCUUUCACAGUUCGAGUUUAUGAUCUGAUGCUGCGAGACUGCGAGAACUUUGUGGUGAGUGUUCACAAGAUUUUAGGACCAAUUAGCUGGUUAAAAUGGAGAUAACCGCUAACAGUACUGCCGCUGUCCCCUUUGGCAACUAGUAUGUGAGAGCUGAUAUUAUCUGCAGUGUUCCUAUCAGCCCGCUUGGACCCGAGCUCUGAGCAUAUUCAGUCUUUUUGUAAUCAGAACUGAGGUUCAAUCUGUGAUCGCAGCCCUCAGAUUGAAGAUUCUUGCUCAGUGAUUCCUCCCCACAGUUUAAGUCCUCAGUGAUUCUUCCCUCGACUUACUUUUUUACAUUCAGCAAGUGUCAUUAAGUGCUCUGAACAACUCACACACUAGUUGUAGCCCAGGUCUAAACCAGCACAGCUAUGUAGCCUGUUGACUAUAGUAUUACAGUGUUGUCACAGUCUGUACGCAAUUAUUACCUGUGAGGAGUUUGUGAAUAGAAACAUACAGUAAAAUAUGAUUUUUUUAAAUUAGUUCAAUGUAUUGUUUCCGUCCAGUGUAUUUCAAAUAAUCUCAGUCCUGAACUUUUCUAUGAUAUAUCUUGUGUGUGAUCAUCUGAAACUCAUCCAGUAUAUUUAAGCCCAUUCGGACGGGAUUAACGUCGCAGGUGGAGGUGAGGAAUGAAAUAUUCACUGUGCUUCUCCGUCAUUUAACCCAUCGCUCCAUCGGGACAUUACAGGAUACGAUCUGUAGACGCGGACAUUGAGCCAGGAGAAAAAGUCCAAUAAUGUGUUUAUAAAUUACAGAGGAAAAGACGCUGCAGAACUCGCCCGAGAAUCAUCCCGUUUUUAAGUUUAUUCAGUAUUAAAGAAAUCCAGUGAUAGUUGUCUGUACGUCAGUGUGUGCGAUGCAAACAGGAGCUAAUAGCUAAUUCUGCACACUUUUAAUGGGGCAGUUUGUCAAAGGAGAGAGGUUAGCUGACAUUACAACAGCACGUCAUGACUUCUUUUAGUCUUGCUAUCCUGAUGCUCAGUUUAUCAUCGUAUUGUUUUCCAAAUAUACCUUUAGGUUGAGCAUGUUUCCAUCUAUCAGAUACGAAAAUAGGUUUAGGAAAAAGCCUUUCACAAAAAAAGUUUGAGUUUAGGACAAGUAGGACAAACUCAGAUCCACUUUACAGGACAAGGACCUCGCUUUGGACAGGAUUUAAAUUACAGGAGGGGCACGAGUUCACAGAACAACUGUAGGUGAAACCAUCUCCCCUAGAGAAACAGAUCCAGUCCAAACGGUGCUAGCAUCCUAAGUGAACAAGGCUAUUAAACGACUUCCAGUCCGGUGUAAACUUUACAGUCACUGUUUAGAGUAGUGAUAAUUUAAUAUGCCAGCACAAGAAGCAUUUAGAGUAGACAAGCAGUGGGAGACGAUACCGCAAAUGUGCCAUUGCAAAAGCUACCAACUGCCCGGGCGACAGGAGAGCGCACGCCGCUCGGUGGCGCGCACAAGUGUUCAGCAAAAGUCUGCUCUCUUGUCUUGGUGUUAAAAGUGAGGCUCGUGUUCUCAUGUUCAUGGAAAAAAAACAACAGAAGAUCAAAUGCUGAAAUUUAAAACCAACUUUUCAAGUUCCCUCGUGUGAGUUAUUAAUGAUUACCUCAAGUAUCAAACAUGACUUUUUUUUUAUUUUAUUGUGGUCCAGUGCUGUUUUAAUGCCACAGUGAGGACGUAUUGAUAAUGAUUCAUACAUGCUCUGGAGAUUUAAAGGUUUAGUUUGUAUGGAAGCCCAUUAGGACCAGUGUGACAGAAAAAAAUGAUUCUGUAAUUAAUUAUAAUGAGAAAGUUUAUCAAAAUAAUGACUUUGAGAUACUAAGUCAGUAUUUUGAUAAUGUUUCUCAUUAUUUUGACUUACACAAUCUUUUUUUAGUUCAUAUUGGCAGAAAUGGGCUUCCAUACGUUCUCUCUCCUGACGAGAAGAUCGAUACCACUCUCAUGUCUCUGCAUGAAGUAAUGGAGCUGAGUCAGGAGGCACUUAACUUAGCUUAGCACACAGCGAGCCAAGUCCUGUCCAGAGUGCAGAAAUACAUCAACACAACAUCUCUAAAUCUUACAAAGGAGUCAGGAAGCAGCUUGGUUUCCUCGUUUCAAAACAAAAAUUGGCUGCAAACUAACUAACUCACUAGGGUGGUAUCGAUGUUCUCAUCUAACUCUCCCCAAGAAAGUAUUUCCCAAAAUGUUGAGUUUAAGGGACAGUUUGUUACCAUUGUGUGUUAAAUUAAUACCCACUUGUAUCACAGCUGGCUACUUGGGGACCAAUAGAUGACCCAAGGGGCCACACCAGACCCUUGAAUCCCAGACGCCUAAAGGAUAUUUUCAUGAAAUCCUGGAUAUUUUAAAGAUUGGCACUUUUUUUGUAUAAUAUUUGGGUUGAAUUGUGAAGCCAUGAAGUUUCUCCCAAAGUCCAGAAUCAACCCGUCAAAGCUCCUCUUUGUUACAUUGUGCGUCAGGUAAACGUAACUUUGCUACGACUCUGUUAAAUACAACGAUGUCCUGGUGCAGCAGAAUCUGCCUUUUUCUUAGAAGCUUUCCUCUCAACCCACUCAGAGGAAACACUUUUAAAACAGGGAACUAUCCCUGGAUACUUCCUGGACCGGCCUCUCCAACCAUUACGAUCUUUACCUUUGCUGUAUUGGAUCUGUAUGUUUUGUAUUUGUGGUUUUACUGUGCCGUGAUUGGUCGUUAGUCUCGAUUCCUCUUUCUAUUCUCGUACUAUCUUUGUUUUCUUACGGAGACCUUUCUAUAGGGAAACUUGAAUUCUUUUGGAUUUAUUUUUGUAUCACUCUCUUUGAGGUUCACUGAAGGAGAAACUGGCAAAGGAGAUGUUGAUGCCUUAAUCUGUGUACUUCAACUUGGUUUUUAGACUUCUGUUUCAGUUUUUAUUGUGAAUAACGCAGAGCAUUGAUACCUUUGUUUUGAUAAAUUCUGUACUUAAUCAGAAAUAAAAGAAAACUUCUCUCA